AUGCCUGCACUCGAUCGUUCAGCGGGGCGAAACGUCCACAUCUACGACUUGAACGAUCCUACCACCGAAAUUGGCGGCCUACUCCUCCUACCCGGUAUCACAAAUGCCAACUUCUAUACAAUGAUAGAGAUUAUUGUUGUAUUCGAGAGCCCUUCAAGUUUCUUUCUACGAACCGAGAACGAAACGAAGGUUAAGAAAGACGGCCAUCCCCUUCAACCUGGAAAGUAUUACAUUGUUAUUACCAGUUCUUUUCAGCUCAACAAUGAGCCAUGGCUCGUCCGGACAAUUAGUCCAGCUACCGGAAGUCGUGUUACCGCCUUCACCGAGGCCAUUCGUUCACGAGAUCGUCAAUGUAUUAUAUCCGGAGAACCUGUACCUACCUUUAAUGGAAUCACCUUCUGGGAGAAAUUCGAAGCUGCGCAUAUUUUCCCCCUCGCCUAUGAAGGUCACUGGAACGAUCGAAAUUACAGUCGAUGGAUUACAAUUCAACCGGAACAAGGAGGAUCUAUCAACUCAGUACAGAAUGGAUUGUUGCUAGAACGCGGUAUCCAUAGUCUAUUCGACGCAUAUCUCAUCGCAAUCAAUCCGGAUGACAACUACAAGGUUGUAGCCUUUGGCCCUGCAGGGGGAAAUAUUGAAGGCAAGCAUCUUGAUCGGGAGUUAUUUGCUCGCCCUGAUGGGCCUCUUGAUCCGCUUCUACGAUGGCACUUCAGGCAGGCUGUCCUGGCGAAUAUGAGGGGUGCUGGAGAGCCGCGCUUCGAACAUGACCUCCCUCCUGGUUCUGAUAUUGUUGGUGAAAUACUUCGGGGUCCAAAGGCAGGUGAAAGAAUGGAAUUUGAGCUGUUCAGCCGUCUCGGUGCUCAAAUGGAGUUGUUUCCGUCGGCAGAGGAAGGAGAGGGGGAAGAAGAGGAGGAUCACCAAUGCAAUGCAUAA
Molecule: messenger RNA, 933 nt
Organism: Exophiala dermatitidis NIH/UT8656
Lineage: Eukaryota; Fungi; Ascomycota; Eurotiomycetes; Chaetothyriales; Herpotrichiellaceae
Exons: 2
Coding region: 1-933 (310 amino acids)
Source: RefSeq, a predicted model, not a curated record